Messenger RNA from Anopheles maculipalpis, 931 nucleotides. RefSeq names its product transformer-2 protein homolog alpha-like. The record is from RefSeq and is a predicted model, not a curated record. The transcript has 4 exons. Gene Ontology annotation, molecular function: RNA binding. Gene Ontology annotation, cellular component: spliceosomal complex. Lineage: Eukaryota; Metazoa; Arthropoda; Insecta; Diptera; Culicidae. The coding region runs from base 7 to 810 and encodes 267 amino acids. Gene Ontology annotation, biological process: positive regulation of mRNA splicing, via spliceosome.
ACCAGAAUGAGUCACUCGAGAAAUUACAACUAUUAUGAGCCCUCUAGGUCCCGGAGCAGGGAGCGUAGCUAUCGUCGUGAAUACCGAGACGAUUCGGAACGAUACAAUGUAAGCGCAUCGGAAUCAAGUCGUACACCUGCAGAUUACAGUGCCUCCAGCUAUCGAAGAAGUUCCCACCAUCGAAGCUCACACCACUACCAUGAUCCACCGGCAUCCUCCUCGUCCUCGAUGGGCAUGGGAACGCAUGAUUGCUCGUCACACAGUUCUUCCGGUAAGCUGGUGCUGGCCGUAUUUAAUCUGAGCGUGUAUACAACUGAAGCGCAACUGUAUGAUACGUUUUCCAAGUUUGGCCCGCUUCGCAAAACGACUGUUGUGCUGGAUGCUAAGACCGGCCGUUCACGAGGAUUUGGGUUCGUUUACUUUGAAAGUGCGGAAGACGCCAAAGUGGCUCACGAUCAAGCGAACGGGCUCGAAAUAGGCGACCGGCGGAUACGUGUAGAUUUUUCCGCCACAAACAAACCACACGAUCCGACACCGGGCGUUUACUAUGGGAAAGUGUCCCAUCCAAAGGGUGGUGGGUAUGGUGGACAUUCGUCCCACGGUAUGUCUAGCUCCCACGGUUAUCAUCACUGUAGGGCAUGCGAGGUAGAAGCGCGGGAACGCGAACGAUGGGAACGGGACACCAGAUCGAGGGAUCACCACUACUACUACGAUAGCUAUUCCGGGCAUGAUCGUAGCCGUAGCAACCGUUCCACGAUGGGCCGGUCUGGUAGGAGCGAUUAUUAUCGUGGCGGAACCAGCAUUCGCUGACAGUGGCAGCCCUCCAACCAUGCAUCAAUUGCUGUUGGUUGAUUCAUAGGGAACCCAGGGAACCAGGGAACAGAGAAAAGGUGAGAAAGAGAGGUAGAGCACUAUAUAGUGAAAGAUUGCA